Molecule: messenger RNA, 2190 nt
Organism: Metarhizium album ARSEF 1941
Lineage: Eukaryota; Fungi; Ascomycota; Sordariomycetes; Hypocreales; Clavicipitaceae
Product: CCCH zinc finger and SMR domain containing protein
Exons: 3
Coding region: 1-2190 (729 amino acids)
Biological process (GO): negative regulation of DNA-templated transcription
Cellular component (GO): nucleus
Molecular function (GO): metal ion binding; RNA binding
Source: RefSeq, a predicted model, not a curated record
AUGGUCUCGGACGAACACUACGAUUUGUGCCUGCCCAUUCUGCAGGACACAACUUUGGAAGACGAGGACAAGACAGACUUGUUGGAGGCGCUGCUCAAGAAGGAGACACGGCUGGCCGGCUCCUCGUUAGACAAUGCGAUUCUCGAUGCAAUGUGGAGGUUCCGAGAAGGGGGGGGCUCAUCAGCUUCUCCCCCUCCAAUACGAUCGUCCAUCCUGCGACGACCGUCUCCGGCUUCUUGGCGUGGAUCUCCGACGCCGCUAUCUGGCUCUCCAAGACUCGCCGUGAGCCCGCUCGCUCCUCCAGGCUUCAUCCCUUCAACCUUCCAGAGGGCCAAGUCGUCUACCGCCUCUCCCUUCUCUUCGCCGCGCGCAUCCCCCCGGCUAGCCCUAGCCACACCGGUUAUUCCUCACAGUCCGAGCCUCAACGCCUACGAAUUUGCCGGUGAUGCGAGCCCGGCGACUGAGAUUCUCGGCGACUAUCAAUCCGAGAACGUGGAAUGGCUAGUCAACGACGACGCUGCCAGCGCGUCAUCAUCCGUCGGCACGCCUAGCCUUUUGAAUGCUGCCGCUCCGGAGUUCUCGUCCAUGUCCUCGCAACAGGUUGACAUGUCCCCCUACGACAUGCUUCGAUCAAUUCUGGGCCAAACCCGAACAGAUGAGGAGAUCGAGGCUGCGCUGGCCUCUCACGGCUACGAUUUGAGUGCUACCAUUUCAUCCAUCAUGGAAAGCCAAAGUCAAGAUGGCGGGCCACCUGCCAAGAGCUUAGAUGAACCAAGGAGUGUACUGAUUGGAAAGUCGAUUUCUUCCGACGGACGCCCUGUCACGCCCAAUAGUCAAUCCAAAGGCAGUGUCAUUUGCAAGUUCUACAUGUCCACCGGCCAGUGUUUACGGGCCGACUGUCGGUUCAGCCACGAUCUGAGCAACCAUCUUUGCAAAUACUGGAUCAUGGGCAACUGUCUUGCCGGCGACACUUGUGUAUUUUCUCAUGACCCGUCAAGAUUCAUGACGAAGCUUUCUCUAGAUGAGCCAAGCACGGGCAAGAGUCAGGGAAGCAUUUCGCUACAGGAUACGGCGUCUUUCCCCGCCUUGCAGCAUGGGGUGGCGAAUCUCAACAACACUUUGGGUGGUGCCGGCGCCAGUCUCAUAGCUGCUGGACUGAAUCCUCCCCAAGGCCCAAGGAGCUACCAUGGUGCGGAGAGUCCACGGCUACGCUCCCGGCCUGGUAGCCGCCACCAAGUCAAGGACGUGGCUGCUACUGCUGCUGCUCCCACAAUUGAUGACAACGAGGCAUUUCCGUCCCUCAGUUCUGCUCCAGCCAAACAGGGCAAAAAGCACCAUGGCAAGCGCGGUGGGCAUGGACAUCACAAGGAAAAUGCUGUUCCAAGCUCCCUGGCGGACAUUGUCAAGAUGUCUCCGUCACCUACUCCCGGUUCGCCCAGACUCGAGUCGACGAGAUUAGGAAAUGGCAAUCCCGGGUCCAACAGGAAUGGUGAGAAUAGCGCGGCAGUCCAGGCGAUUAAAAGCCCGAAACAUAUUCCUUGGCUGGAAACCGGUGAUCGAGCGAACAAGGCGUACCUCAAGGCUCGCCAAGAGGCCAUCAAACACGGGGGCCUCCGUAAUAAGUUUUUGCAGAGUGCGGCUCAAGCCUGGAACCGAAAUGAUGCCAGAGCUGCCAAGGCUCUCAGUCUACGCGGACAAAGCGAAAAUGACUUGAUGCGAAAAGCGCAUCGAGAGGCCGCACGAGAACUUUACCAGCAUCGCAACAAGAAUUUGAGCAGUGCCGGCGAGAUCUACGUAGAUCUUCACGGACUUCACCCGGAGGAAGCAGUGGAGUACUUGGAGAAGAGUCUCAUGGAUAACAGUCAAGACGCCAGGCCGGUCUACGCCAUCACUGGCACGGGGCAUCACAGCAAAAACGGUAAAGAUAAAGUGGGCAGGGCGAUCCGCAGCUUUCUCAACGAAUGGCGGUAUGCGUAUCGCGAAUUCUCCGUACCUGGUGAUAGGAACAACAUGGGAGGUAUUCUUGGCAUCGACGCUCGCAGCUGGGACAAGUCCCUGUCAAGAGAGGCGGCGAUGGCAGGGGAAGAGCAAGAAGAGGUUGACAUCCUGAGUCAAGGUGUUGAGAUUGGCGACGGCAAGGUGAGGCUGUUGGUGAGGGACCCUCCGAAGGGCCCCAGUGGCCGACGGUGA